This is a messenger RNA of Saprolegnia parasitica CBS 223.65, 455 nucleotides long. RefSeq lists its product as hypothetical. The transcript has a single exon. Lineage: Eukaryota; Oomycota; Saprolegniomycetes; Saprolegniales; Saprolegniaceae. The record is from RefSeq and is a predicted model, not a curated record. The coding region runs from base 15 to 455 and encodes 146 amino acids.
CGUUUUCCGAAUUCAUGUGGAAAGCGUUCGCCAAGAACUUGCUCGGCACGUGCGUCCUCGACGAGAUGGCAUGGACCUCGUGUGCUUUGUCUGCGUCCCAGGUCACGGGGAUGGCGCCGGCGUUGCGCGAGUGGAUCACACGUGGUAUCCGCAAGAUCUCGUUCGUCGACUGUGCUUUUCAAGAAGACCAUUUGUGUGCUCUUGCGGCGGCCAUUGCUCGUACGACAAGCCGCGUUGGUGUCCGCAUUCGCAUUGAGGACAAGGUCCAGCGCUUCAAGAAUACAACCUACAUCCUCCUCGGUCAAGCACUUGCCUCGUGCCGUGGCGUCUCGAUCGAGCUGCCGCCAGUGCUGGGCAACAACUGGCGCGACGAGCUCGGAACCAUCGACAACCUUGCGUUCGACCACUUGAUGGUUGACGGCCGACCACGUCUCGUGCUGGCGAGCGUCGCGUAA